Molecule: messenger RNA, 1650 nt
Organism: Meyerozyma guilliermondii ATCC 6260
Lineage: Eukaryota; Fungi; Ascomycota; Pichiomycetes; Serinales; Debaryomycetaceae
Gene: SAP9
Product: aspartyl protease
Exons: 1
Coding region: 1-1650 (549 amino acids)
Biological process (GO): proteolysis
Molecular function (GO): aspartic-type endopeptidase activity
Source: RefSeq, a predicted model, not a curated record
AUGAGGCCCUUCUUAUCUGUUGCCUCGCUAGCAUACGCUGCUGUGUGUGCUGUAUCAGCAGCUGCUGUCUCCGAUACCGAAAAUGCUGGAAAUACACCUUUCAAAAUCGAUUUUGAAAUCCAUCGAGGUUCUUCAACAUGGGAUAUGGCUCGACAUAAGCGAGGAGAACUAGUCAAGCGUGAUGGUCUGUUGGAUAUGGAGAUUAAAAACGAGAAUACUUUCUACCUUGCUGAGCUCAAAUUUGGUUCCAAUGAAAACAAGGUGGGUGUAUUGGUGGAUACCGGGUCUUCCGAUUUGUGGAUCAUGUCGCAUGACUUACGGUGUGAAGCAGUGCUGCAGUCUGCCAAACGGAAGCGGGAACGCUUGAUUACGUUGCCCGAAGACGAAACCAAAAAGGGUUCCAGCAAGGGUGCUCACAAGGAAGUUGGCCAUGAAAAGGCAGGUUUUUACACCACCAUAGAACUCACCGAAGGCGGUGAUUAUGCUACCGCUUCGUACGCCCACGAAACCAAUACUUGCACGGGCCACGGAUCGUUUGCUACCGCCAACUCGGACUCGUUCAAACGUAAUCUGUCGGCUCCUGCAUUCUCCAUUCUGUAUGCCGAUGGUACCGAUGCCAAUGGAGUUUGGGGCCACGAUGAUGUCAUUAUCGGCAACACCACCGUGAAAUCAUUGAGCUUUGCAGUGGCCAACGAAACCAGUUCUAAUGUGGGAGUGUUGGGUAUUGGUCUUAUUGGUCUUGAAGUCACCAGCUCUUUCACGGGCAGUAGCGGCCAGAGUGGAGGUUACACUUACCUGAAUCUUCCAUUGAAACUCAAGGAUGACGGGAUCAUCCACAAGAAUGUUUUUUCACUUUAUCUCGGUGAGGAAUCUGACAGUCUGGGGCUGAUUUUAUUUGGUGCUGUGGACUCGGCAAAGUACAGUGGAACUCUUCAAACUGUCCCCAUGGUCAACUCCUACUCACAAUAUACCGACACUCCCAUCCGUAUAGAGGUGGCUCUCAACGCCAUGCAAAUCGAGUCCGGUUCGAAAAAUUAUACCAUUUCUUCCAAGGCACAUGCAGUGGUAUUGGACACUGGAUCCACCUACUCGUACAUUUUUGAAGACAUGCUCGAAAACGUUGCAAAUACCGUGGGUGCCAGAUAUUCCAGUUCAGCAGGAGCAUACGUCAUGAGUUGCAUAGACGACGACAAUGCCAAAAUCACGUUGGAUUUCAGCGGUAACAAACUCGAGAUUCCUCUUUCUGCAAUUCAAGCACCUGCUCUGAGCAACGGAAACACCUGUUUCUUGACAUUGCUCCCCCAAAGCAGCGACUCUCGUUACGUUUUGUUCGGUGACAACAUCUUGCGUCACAUGUACAUUGUCUACGAUUUGGAUGAUUACGAGGUUUCGUUCGCCCAGGUCAAAUUCACCAACGACGAAAACGUUGAGGUGGUAACCUCGUCAAUUCCUCUGGCACUGAAGGCUCCAAACUAUUCACUGACAAGCAUCGCUUCCAACGAAGGUGAAUCUAUUAUAUCUGGAAGUGCCAAUCUCGGUACCGGUAGUAGCAGCAGCAGUAGCGGUCAUCUGAAAAGUGGAGGUUCUAUCCUCAGUGUGCCGCUCGUUAUGGCAUUUGUGGCAAUUGGGUCAUUGUUUGUGGUUUGCUAA